Penicillium longicatenatum is the source of this 3714-nucleotide messenger RNA. RefSeq names its product DEAD/DEAH box helicase. Gene Ontology annotation, molecular function: helicase activity; metal ion binding. The record is from RefSeq and is a predicted model, not a curated record. The coding region runs from base 1 to 3714 and encodes 1237 amino acids. Gene Ontology annotation, cellular component: nuclear RNA-directed RNA polymerase complex. Gene Ontology annotation, biological process: regulatory ncRNA-mediated heterochromatin formation. Lineage: Eukaryota; Fungi; Ascomycota; Eurotiomycetes; Eurotiales; Aspergillaceae. The transcript has 3 exons.
AUGUCAUCGAACGGGAUUUGUUAUGAGUUCCAACGAACGGGCAGCUGCAGGAAGCUCAACUGCAGGUUCCGGCACUGCAGAGACGACCGAAUGCCCAUAGAAAGCAACGCUGUAAACCAGCCUCGGCAACCAAAUCGUCUGUCCCAAGCAGAAAGAGAGCUUCGACAAUGGCACAAUGAAGUUGUGAAUAAAUCAUUUACACGAGGCUCUGAUAGAAAACUCCAAGAGUUCUUCGUGAGUGCGCGUCGUCUCAUUGAGACUGAUCCAGAAUCCAUGCAAGAUGUAAUUCAGACUCUCGCUGAAGAGCAAGGUCUGCAUAUCAUUCUCAUCCUGCUACAACAAAGUUUCGAGAACAUCGAAAAUGACCACAUCUUCAGCUUGCAGGUUAUGCCCUUUCUGGAAAUUAUCACACAUGAGAAGGUCCUGAGCUCGAUGAUCCUGAGAAAACAUGUGGGCACAAUCUACGCCUCCUUAUUCGGUCUCAAUGGAACUUUAGCAGCCGAGAUCCUCGGAAAAUUGUGCAACAUCCUCGAAAGACCUGCUCAAGACGAGACAAUUGCCCGAAAAUUGGAGGUGUGCCUGAUAUUCUUUGCUCGUAUCGUGGAUCUCAACUCGACGGCUUUGAUCCAACCAAGUCUGCACAAACUUGCAAAGCGGUUCGACGAGAUUUACCACAUGAUCCUCAUUGCUCUUGGAGGAAAUGAACUUCACCAAAGUUGUGCUCACUUAACCCGUCUCCAACUUCGCCUAGGUGUUGGAUACUCAAUCCCGAAGGCGUCGACCAAAACUACGGAAACACUCCGUCACCCCCUCUCCCUUCAGCGUGACGGCCCUGGCGGACGUCACAGCAACGAUCAUGCCAACAUCCGUGAUAUUGAGAUCAUGCCAAGUUACGAAGAGAUAUCCUCUAUUCGCUCAGAGUAUCUGCCAGUGUACGAUCCAGCACAGUGGCAUCUCGACGGCUUGGAUGGUCUGCUUGAUAGAAAUUUUCGCCUUCUCAGGGAGGAUACCGUCGGUCAGGUUCGCAAUGCUAUCCACAAGACUAUCGACAACCCGUCUCAGGCACAGAAGUUUGUUUAUACCGGAGUGACUAUUGUUGACUGCCGUUUCGACUGGCGUGCGGGACUUGAGGUCGACAUCAGGUUCCCUCAACCCAUCGAGGUACGAGAGAAAACGCCCCUUGAACGAGAAGCUUGGUGGGAAGCCUCCAAAUGCCUGCAGCCGGGUGCCCUUGUAUGCUUGGUAAACCACCAAAUGAAAAAGCUUUUGUUUUGCACAGUUGCCGAUGAAAAAGGUCCCAGGUAUGAUGUCAACGGCGAGAAAGAGAAACCCGGAAGUUCAUUGUGGAGGCGACAAAAGACUGCUUCAACUGCAUUAGUGCUUGUUGAUCCCCAGGAUAUGAACGUGAAAACCGUUCUGGAUCUAUACGGUGAAUUCGGUUUCAGCUCAUCUCUUUUGGAAUUCCCUGGGGUCCUUUUGCCAGGAUUUGAGCCAACACUGAGGGCUCUCCAACUGAUUAAAGAUCUGCCUUUUUCAGAUCUUCUCAUGCCUUCACCGGAUCUUUCGCAUCUCAGUCCUCCGUUGUAUUCUCGGAGACCCGGGUUCAUGUUCAAUCUUGCAUCUUUAAAGAAAAACCAAGAUGCUUUCUUCGUUCACCCAAGUCAACCAGUCGAUUUACAAAAAUUGAGCGAAAAUUCGACCUUGGAUGAAGCUCAAGCUGCAGCCCUCGUUCAUUGUCUACAAAACAAGAUUGGCCUAAUUCAAGGACCACCUGGCACGGGCAAGAGCUACAUCGGAGCAGCCUUGAUUAAAGUUCUUCUAGACAGCAAGGAGCAAGGCCAGCCACGGGCAAGGCCGUGUCUCGGCCCAAUUAUCUGUGUGACUUUCACUAAUCAUGCAUUGGAUCAAUUGCUGGAAGCAUUGAUAGACAAGAAAAUCACUUCAAAUAUCAUUCGAAUCGGUGGUCAGUCCAAGUCAGAAAGAUUAACUUCACUGAACUUAUGCAAUGUUGCAAAAGGAGUGGAGAAAACAAAGAUGGAGAAGAGCUCCACAUAUCGGGAGCGUCGUGCGAUGCAGCAGGAUGAAAUCGACUUCAACAAACUUUGUCUCCAGAAAGAAGCUUCUCAUGCCGAGUUGAUCAACUUUCUUCGCAUAUUUUAUCCGCACCAUGCCCAACAAUUGUUUGGAGAGGAUGCAGAUGGAGUUCGGUCUACGAUGUCCAGACCCCCUGGCUCUAUCAUCAGAGGUUGGGCGAUAUCAGGUACAAAGACAAAGACUGAACCUCGCAGCGUGGAAGAAUUAGAGCCGGCUCAUCUGCACCGCAUGUCUCACGACGAACGCCGGAUAAUAUACAGCCAUUGGACUGAAGAAAUCCGGGCAACGGCCCACAAAACGGCCGCUGAAACGGUCAAAUUACACAAUGCACAUAAGUCACGCUACAGCCAAAUCCAAAAUGAGUUGUAUCUUCGAUGUCUGCAAGAUGCGGAUGUUGUAGGAAUGACGACCUCGGGUCUUGCGAGACGAUUGGAGAUGCUUCAAAAUCUACAGUGCAAGGUGGUCUUAUGUGAGGAGGCCGGGGAAGUCCUCGAGCCUCAUCUUUUGACAGCUAUUCUGCCUAAAGUAGAGCAUUUGAUCCUCAUUGGGGACCAUCAACAAUUGCCUCCGCAUGUUGAGAGCUACGAUCUCUGCAGAGCAAAUCCCAAUGGUGGUGAAAAAUAUUCCCUCGACGUAUCUCUGUUUGAGAGAUUGGUGGAUUCGAGCGACAAUCCAAUGGGCUGUGGACUACCUUUCAAAGUCUUAGAGACACAGCGAAGAAUGCAUUCUUCAAUUGCACAGCUGAUUCGUGGUCCUUUGUACCCGCGCCUUAAGGAUCACCAGGUUGUUUCAAACUACCCUGAAGUGUCUGGCAUGAAGAGAAGACUAUUUUGGCUGGAUCAUCGAGUCCUAGAAGGCCAGAUUUCGAAUGCAGGAGACACGUUGACCUCUCGUUCUUAUUGGAAUCAAUUUGAAAUCGACAUGACAGUUGCGCUUGUCAACCACCUCGUUCGCCAGGGCGGAUACAAUGAGCGGGACAUUGCUGUUUUGACCCCCUAUCUGGGCCAGUUACACAGGCUGCGACAGAAGAUGAGCGAUUGGGUUAUCCUUGGGUUGAGUAAACAGGACCAAGAUGAUCUCGAAAAAGCCGGCUUCGAAUAUCUGCCCGCAAAAAAUACACCAAUUGUGCAAAAACCUUCGGUUGUCCAAACGCCUCUAUCUCGCGUUUUGAGGGUUUCAACAGUAGACAACUUUCAAGGAGAGGAGGCCAAAGUGGUGAUUGUAUCACUUGUCAGAAGCAACAAGGCGCAUAACUGUGGCUUUUUGCGCGCUCCUAAUCGCAUUAAUGUCCUUCUGUCCCGGGCUAAACAUGGGAUGUACAUUAUCGGCAACUCCGAGACAUUGAGGCACAUCGAAAUCUGGGCCCAGAUUUUCUUCGGCUCUCGCCCGAAGGAGGCUGUGAUCUACAUUGUUCCGAACGUCUACUAUGUGGCCAUCCUUGCCCACAAAAAUGUCAUUCUGAUAUUCUGCACAGUGCAGUUAAGUGCCUGGAGCCUUGCGGACGGCAUCCACACGGGUGCCAUCAUGUAUGUCCAAACGCAUGUGGCGAUCCCUGCCCAGAGAAGUGCAUGGUCAACGUUGACCAAGAAGGCCUCAAGCUCAAAUGCGGCCAUAUCAUAA